Messenger RNA from Setaria italica (foxtail millet), 1864 nucleotides. Its product is annotated as cytochrome P450 76M5. Gene Ontology annotation, molecular function: monooxygenase activity; iron ion binding; oxidoreductase activity, acting on paired donors, with incorporation or reduction of molecular oxygen. Lineage: Eukaryota; Viridiplantae; Streptophyta; Magnoliopsida; Poales; Poaceae. The transcript has a single exon. Bases 104 to 1606 code for a protein of 500 amino acids. The record is from RefSeq and is a predicted model, not a curated record.
AGACAAAAAUGGGAAAACAAAAACUACUAAAACUCUACUGCAAAGCGCUAUAUAUGAACGCGUAUGGGCUUGGCCUGAGCAGGAAAACCAGGCCCCAGAAAAGAUGGAGCACGAGGUCUGGUUGCUCUGGGCAACGCUCGCCGGCGUCGUCUCGCUCCUCUACUACCUGGCCAUCCUCAGCCGCCGUCGAGGCUCCGGCCGGCUGCCGCCGGGCCCCCGGCCGCUCCCGAUCAUUGGCAACGCGCUCGACCUGCGAGGCAACCUCCACCACGCGCUCGCGCGGCUGGCGCGCACCCACGGCCCCGUCAUGCGCCUCCAGCUCGGCCCCGUCCCGGCCGUGGCCCUCUCCUCCCGAGACGCCGCGAGGGAGGCCUUCACCAGGCACGACCGGCGCCUCACGGGCCGCUACACCGUCGACGCCGUCCACGCGCUCGGGUGGGCCGACCGCUCCCUGGUCAACAUGGCCAGCUCGGACCCGCUGUGGAAGCUGCAGCGCGGCAUCCUGGCGGCGCACGUCUUCUCGUCGCGGAGCCUCGCGGCGGCGCGCGGCGUCCGGGAGCGCAAGGUGCGGGACCUGGUCGCACACCUCCGCGCGCGCGCCGGGCGGGAGGUGGACGUCGGCAGGGCGCUGUACGGCGGCAUGAUCAACCUCGUGUCGAGCACCUUCUUCUCCGUCGACGUGGUGGACGUUGACGCCACCGGCGAAUCGGCGCACGGGAUGCGGGAGCACGUGGAGAACAUAGCCGACCUGAUGACGAAGCCCAACGUCUCCGACCUCCUCCCCUUCCUGCGGCGGCUCGACUUGCAGGGGCGGCGCCGCGCGGCGGCCUGGCACCUGGGGGAGAUCUACCGCAUCUUGGACGGCAUAAUCGAGCGCAGGCUGGCCGAGAACGCCGACGGCAGGCACGGCGACGACUUCCUCCAGGUGCUCCUGGAUCUCAUGUCCACGGGCAAGAUCGACCGCGACACCGUGAAGGCCAUCGUGUUCGAGAUCUUCUUCACCGGCGGCGACACGAUCACGAUCACGGUGGAGUGGGCGAUGGCCGAGCUGCUCCGCAACCCGAGCACCAUGGCCAGGUUGCGCGCGGAGAUCGCCGGAGCUCUGGGCGGCAAGGAGACCAUCGAGGAGCCGGACGUGGCGGGCCUGCCGUACCUCCAGGCCGUGUUCAAGGAAUCCAUGCGGCUGCACCCGGUGGCGCCGCUGCUGGUGCCCCACAAGGCCGUGGAGGACGGCGUCGAGGUCUGCGGCUACGCCGUGCCCAAGGGCUGCACGGUCUUCGUCAACGUGUGGGCGAUCAUGCGGGACACGGCGGUGUGGGACGAGCCGGACAGGUUCAUGCCGGAGCGCUUCUUGGGCAAGGCGGCGGAGGUGGACUACAAGGGGAAGGAAUUCGAGUUCUUCCCGUUCGGGUAUGGACGGAGGCAGUGCCCCGGUAUGCCCAUGGCGGAGCGCGUCGUGCCACACCUGCUGGCGUCGCUGCUGCACGCGUUCGAGUGGAGGUUGCCAGAGGGCAUGGCGGCCGAGCAGGUGGACGUCAGCGAAAGGUUUACAACUGGCAAUGUCCUGGCCGUCCCUCUCAAGGCCGUGCCCGUCGCAAUUACCUAGCAGGCACCAAAUAAGGUAUAUUGUACUGCAAUUGGUGUCCGUUGUUGCAGCGAAAUGUUUCUUGUUUCUAGCGUAUGAUUGAUGCUCGAUAGUGAAAUUUCCUGAAAGUAUGGAGGUGAUUGCAUUACUUGUAUCAUUUUAUGUAUAACUAGUGGACGUGCACGAGCGGUGGGAAGAUAUGUAAAUCAACGACAUACACGAGCUAUGUAAAUCAUGUUGGAAGAUUUUGAUCAGUUUGAUGAACUUUCUCCAUUCUCA